AUGGCAUCGAUGAACUCUAAUGUGUUGGCAUACAACUAUGCAGUCUCCGGUGCCGGAAGAUCUGAACUUGCAAAAGCAAAAACGACUUGCAUGCUUUCAGUUGAAUCAGCUGCUCAGACCAAAAUAGUAGCAAUCAGGGCCCAACAGCCUAGCACACAAAAUAGUCAAGCAGCUGUUGGAAGAAGGUUGCGCUGUCCUCCCUGGCGGCCGUUGCUUUCACCGCUAUUUCAUCCAACUCCGCUGCCAAUGCCGGUGUCAUUAAUGAUUACCUCGAAAAAAAGCAAAGCCAACAAGCCUCUUCCUUUGAAGAACAUCCCCGGAGACUACGGCCUCUCAUUCGUGGGCCCCAUCAGUGACCGCCUAGACUACUUCGACAACCAGGGCAGGGAUGAGUUCUUCAAGUCCCGCGUCCAGAAAUAA
Molecule: messenger RNA, 420 nt
Organism: Malus domestica (apple)
Lineage: Eukaryota; Viridiplantae; Streptophyta; Magnoliopsida; Rosales; Rosaceae
Source: RefSeq, a predicted model, not a curated record